Messenger RNA from Tachysurus vachellii, 2213 nucleotides. RefSeq lists its product as uncharacterized. The coding region runs from base 171 to 902 and encodes 243 amino acids. NCBI's taxonomy places the organism in Eukaryota, Metazoa, Chordata, Actinopteri, Siluriformes, Bagridae. The transcript is spliced from 5 exons. The record is from RefSeq and is a predicted model, not a curated record.
GGGCAGGACCACCUAACACGUGUGCCCAACCCCCAUUUCCAUCCUCUAAACACACACACUGUUCCUCACACACCCUCUUUCUCUUUGACUUUUUUCCAGUGUCUCUCAGAACUCUAGAUUCAGGAGUUCCAAGAGAUUCAGCAAGUUUCAUUCAGAAAUCUGAAGACAUCAUGAAGUUGGAACUGCUGCUGCUGUUUGCCCUGGCUGGGUCUUUUUGUACCAUCACGCAUGCAAGUACUCUUGUGGUACCUUCAGAAGUGUACCUGCAAACGACGACAGGGGAUACUGUGUCCACCAAGGCUACAGACACAAUAAGUGAGGGGAAAGAUGCUUUAGAUGCAGCUGUCACCGAAGCAUUACCAUCAGAAGAAGCACCAGCUGAUACUGAAGUUGCUGUACAGAAAACAGAGGCACCAUCACCUCAUAGUGAAGUUCCUGAGAAGAGCACAGAGGCAUCAAGUCAUAAUGAAGGUCUUGUAACUGAAACAGUGGGACCAUCAUUUCCUAAUGAAGCUACAGUGGAGCAAACAGAAGCGACAUUAGCUCAUACUGAAACUUCUGCAGAAAAGCCAGAAACAACAGCAGGAGUUACAGAAAGUCCAGCAGAAAACACGAUGGCAGAGGAGACUGCAGAAACAGAAAGUACACCUGAAAUGGAACCUGAGGCAACUAAAAAAUCUGAAGUUUCUGAAACAACGCUGAUAGACACAGCUGUUGAGCCAGGAUUAAAAACUGACCCCCAUGUGAUUGAAACAGAGAAAGAUGAGGUGGAAGUGGAGGACUCAGAUGGUAUGAGCACUGGUCAAGUGGUGGGCAUUGUGUUUGGUGCACUGGUUUCUGUGGUCAUCAUCAUUGCAGUGAUUGUCGUGGUGGUCAGGAGGAUGGGACAAUACUCCCCAUGAAAAGGAAGGCAGUAUGACAGGAAGAAAAGAAGAAGAAGUUCUGGAAAUUCUGAACUACUGAACUGAUGUAAUUUCCUGUCAUUAAAUAAGCAAGCUAGGAGCACUCAACAAUUCUAACAAUCAAGAACUAUUAGGACAGCAUCCUGCCUACUCCCAACCUUAGCCAUUUGGACACUCUGCCCUUCCCCCAUCACUGUACACCAUACCCCACCUGCCCCACCCAAAUUACCUAUAACUCCCAACACUGCCAAAGAUUAAGACAGGGAAUAAAGAAGGAAGAAUUGGAGUGUGCCAAAUAUAGGGUUAACACAUCUGGGUUUUAUGAGGACUUAAUUAACAAACACAUUAACAACCAACAAAUACAAAAAAAAACACUAAAAUUUCUUUUUAAAUAAUGGCGAGGGAUGAGGUAAAGUAUGGAAAUGCGAAACAGUACAAUGUGUAAAUAACACAUAAAUUGUCAUAACUCAACAGCCUUAACCUUCUCUCUUUUUUUAUUCAUUCUAUGUUUCUAAAGCAUUCAUGCACACACACUAGCAGUCCUUGAAUCUGUAUGCACAUUUAGUUUCUUGUAGCAUGACAACAUUAACAUCCUGCAGUAGUAUGACGCAUAAAAGACAACUUAUAACCAGAUUAUAGACAGAUUAUAAAUGAACUGUAACCUGUUGUAAGAUGUCCCAAGCAGAUUCUGUCAGGACAAAUUGGUCUUUUAUGCUAUCUUUUAUGCAUAUAAAACCUUGACAGAACAUUAACAGAAAGGCUAGCAGCUCUCAUCAUUUUCUAUGUCCAACUCUUUCAGUUCAUUAAUGUGAAUUUGAAUUGACGUGGCUGCUCUUAACAGACUCCCUUUUAGCAGUAAUCACAUCAUAUUUACUUUGCUUUACAGUAUAAGGCCAGUGUGAAUGCUGCUCAAAGUUUUAAAACCAGAGUAAUUCUUGGAAAUUUUGUUCAAUCUGGAAAACAUUUAGGAACCUUAGAGACACUCGGUCUCAUCAGCCUUUUACAUCAUGUGGUCUGGCUACCAGACUUGUGUGUUAACCUCAGGUUCACUGGACUAGAAGUGGCUCUUUUUGCUGUGUAAUUAAGGGGUGUGUGAUUUGCUGUGCUUGCUUUAAUAUGUGCACUGACUGACAAACAAUGUUCAAUGUAAAAGGGUUUGAGACACUGCAACUAUUUGCAACGAUGCCUUUUUUAUGCUUAGCCUAUAUGCCAGAUCCUCACUUUACAGUCUGCUGUCUGUCAUUUUAUUUAAUUGCAGUGUUUUUUCCUUUUUGAAUGUUCAUACUGUUUCAAUAAAAAAGUGAAAAUUGA